Messenger RNA from Glycine soja, 613 nucleotides. RefSeq names its product cytochrome b-c1 complex subunit 9-like. The transcript is spliced from 3 exons. NCBI's taxonomy places the organism in Eukaryota, Viridiplantae, Streptophyta, Magnoliopsida, Fabales, Fabaceae. Bases 151 to 366 code for a protein of 71 amino acids. Gene Ontology annotation, biological process: mitochondrial electron transport, ubiquinol to cytochrome c. The record is from RefSeq and is a predicted model, not a curated record.
UUAAGAGCGAAGUGGGCCCGUAAAGUCCGUGUAAAGCGGUGAUCUAUUCCGAAAUUCCGAUCUUAGUUUGCGUUUGGCGUAGGUGGAAGAAGAAGAGAAAAGAGAGAGAAGGGUAAGGUAACCCUAGAGUGGUGAAUCGAAUCUGCAAAGAUGGAAGCUGUUUCUCGAAGAAGAGGUGGAGGCAUUUUCGAAAGCCUCUACAAGGUCGUUAUGCGUCGCAACUCUGUCUACGUUACCUUCGUCAUCGCUGGCGCCUUCCUCGGAGAACGGGCUGUAGAUUAUGGAGUCCACAAGCUCUGGGAGGCUAAUAAUGUUGGGAAACGAUAUGAAGACAUUCCUGUGCUAGGGCAAAGGCAGUCAGAAUAGUGACCAGCUUGUUAGCCAUUUUGAAGUUUUAUUAUUUUCAUGAAAAUUUGAAGUGAUUAAGAGCUGGAAGCAGUUUCCAUUUCUACAAUAAAUACCAUAUGCUUGUCUCUUUCAGGCUUAACUCUUAUGCGUGGUUUCAUUUACUGGCCAUUGGAAAUAUUAAAUAUUGAACCAUUGCAGAAUUCUGUACUUUUUUGAAACGAUUAUUUGGAAUCAUUGAUUAUGCAAAUCGCGGACUUUCUAGUUA